This is a messenger RNA of Ornithodoros turicata, 8380 nucleotides long. RefSeq names its product huntingtin-interacting protein 1-like (gene Hip1). The transcript is spliced from 29 exons. Bases 175 to 3198 code for a protein of 1007 amino acids. Gene Ontology annotation, cellular component: clathrin-coated vesicle; actin cortical patch. The record is from RefSeq and is a predicted model, not a curated record. Gene Ontology annotation, biological process: actin filament organization; endocytosis; clathrin coat assembly. NCBI's taxonomy places the organism in Eukaryota, Metazoa, Arthropoda, Arachnida, Ixodida, Argasidae. Gene Ontology annotation, molecular function: clathrin light chain binding; actin filament binding; clathrin-cargo adaptor activity.
CAACAUGUGUCCACAACUCACAGCAGCGGCAAAGUCAUCGACAUUGUCUCAUGGCAACAUUUUGGUGUUUACGUUGGCGGCCGCUUGUUAUUGCGUUAAUUUAAGCUCGUAACUGACGCACGCCACUUAAAUAUUGUUAUUCAGACGUAGUAAAGGGUCUCCACUUGAAGAAAGAUGUCCACGCUGCCGUUACCAAAGGCUCUGACACAACGAAGGACGAACAGUCUGGAGCAAGAAAAGGAAAACUUCGAGAAGUCCCAGGCAAUAAGUAUCUCCAAGGCAAUCAAUUCAUCUGAAUGCCCCGUGAAAGAAAAGCAUGUGCGAAGUGCCAUUAUUGGUACAUUCCACGAAAAGGGUGCACACACAUUUUGGAGCAUCGCGAUGAAGUUGCCACUUCAAGAAAACCCUAUUGUGUGUUGGAAAUUCUGCCAUGUUGUCCACAAACUGCUUCGUGAAGGUUAUCACAGGGUCAUCCCCGACUCCUUACGAUACCGCCAAACGUUCUUGGAGUAUGGAAAGCUUUGGGGCCUCUUGAAGGAAGGCUAUGGAAAAUUGAUCCAGUGCUACUGUCAGCUGAUUGUGGCAAAACUAAAUUUUCAUUCCAGAAAUCCAAAGUUCCCGGGAAACAUGACUGUAACAGACGAAGCUUUGGAUGACAUUGGCGAACACGACGUCAAUGUCUUUUUUCAGUUAGCUUGUGAAAUGUUCGAUUACAUGGAUGAGGUACUGGCUCUUCAGCAGGCAGUGUUUGGAUCAUUGGACAUGGCACGCUCCAAUUCAAUGACGAACUCUGGACAGUGCCGAUUGGCUCCUCUUAUUCCUUGUAUUCAGGACUCCAGCCAGUUGUAUGACUACACGGUCAAAGUCCUCUUCAAGUUGCAUGCAGCGUUGCCGUCCGACACCCUGUGUGGACACCGUGAGCGAUUUCUGAAGCAGUUCAAACAGCUACAACAGUUCUAUUUGAGUUCAGUGAACUUGCAGUAUUUCAAGCAUCUUAUUCAAGUUCCUCUGUUGCCUGAGAACCCUCCAAACUUUCUAGUGGCCUCAGACCUGAGCUCGCAUGUGAGCCCAGUUGUUAUCUUGCCACCCCAAGCCGACACACCCGAAAAUGAACCCAUCGAAGGCAUGCUCAUUGAUACCUCGGUUCCAGAAAGAUUUGAGCAAGUCUUGGGAGCAAGCGGGGACGUACCUGAUGGGCACCAAAGUAGCACGGAUGAAGCUGAAAAAGAUCGUAUGAUCGCAAAGCUACUCAGGGAAAACUCUGAACUACGCAUGGAGCUUCAGAAAGUAAGAAUUGAAGAACAACGCUUUGCAGAUGACCUCAAGCGUCAUGUAUUAGCACUUGAGGCUCAAAUUGCUGAAAAUGAGCGCACUAUUCACAGCCUGAGUAAGGUUUCAAUGCUUCGACAGGAGAAUGAGGUACUCCAGAGCUCUGCAGAGGAUGAGACUGAAGCUGCAAAGAAAGUUGAAGAAGCAGAUAAGAAAUGGAAAGCAAGUGAGGAAAAAUUCCACAAAAUGAAAGAUGUAUACACCAAAUUAAGGGAAGAGCAUAUUGGACUUCUGAGAUCUAAAGCAGAAAUAGAGAGACAGUUGACCUCAGUCCGAGCUGUGGCUGAGAAUGCGGAAAAAGCCCGCCAGGAACUGAAUGAGCAGUUAAUGUUGGCUGUGGAGGAAAAGCAAACAGCUCAAGAGAGGAUUCAACUUGUUGGGGAAAGAUUAACGCAUGCUGAGGCCUCUUCCCAAGAAAAUGAGCAACUUAAGAAGGGUGUGGAGAGUUUGCAAGAGCAAUUCAAGGCACUCCAAGAAGCGAGCCAAGAGAAAGACGCAGAGCACAAUCACGCACUGUCCGAGCUUAAAGAAGCACACAAACGAGACAAGGACAUGUUACAAGCCUCGGCGCACUCCAAUCUCUUUAGCAUUUUAGUUGGAGUCAUCAAAGAAGCGGAAGGGAUACUGAAACUAGCUAUCGACGAGAUGGACAUACCUGGGGGCAGCAGUUACUCCGGAACGCCAGAAUCUAUGAGUCUACUAACGGGGCCUGCCUUGUGCUCUUUGAAGAAAUUGCAAACAGGCUUUGAAUCAUACAACACCAAUCCUGAAGUCGUAGAAGGUCUAAUGUGCUCCAUCUACCCUCUGGCCCACACAUUAGCGCAACUCCUGAAUGCUGGAAAAGCUGUGUCUGCUAUCUCGCAGGAUAUUGAACUAGGAGAUGAGCUUGUAACCGUCUGCAAAUCUCUAGGAAACGGCGGUGUAUCAUUGUUUGAAUUACUCCGGUGCAAAGGCUCCAGCGAAAACGUAAGAAUGAGUACUGCCGCCGUCGAAAAAUCUGUGUCAGCUGUUGCCGCAGCCGUAGAUGCCAUUAAGGAGUCCCUAGCUGGCGAAGACAAGCGCAAGCUGGGGGAUCUCGUCGAGGAGGAACUGUCUCAAAUGGACAAGGCUAUAGAUGAAGCAGCUCAACGCAUACAGGAUAUGUUGCACAAGUCUCGUACUGGGGACUCUGGAAUCAAGCUGGAAGUCAACAGCAAAAUCCUAGACGCUUGCACGGCGCUUAUGCAGGCCAUUAGGGAGCUUGUGAAGGCUUCGAAGCAUCUGCAGGAAGAAAUUGUGGGAAAAGGAAAGGGCUCAGGCUCCAAGAAGGAGUUCUACAGUCGCAAUCACCGAUGGACGGAAGGCCUUAUCUCUGCAUCUAAAGUGGUCGGAAUGGGUGCAAAUUUCCUAGUCGAUGCUGCCGACAAAGUUGUAGCGGGACAGGCAAAGUUUGAGGAGCUUGUGGUGGCAAGUCAGGAGAUUGCGGGUGCAACGGCGCAGUUGGUCGUGGCAUCGAAGGUGAAAGCGGACCGUGGCUCUCAGCGCUUAGCAGAGCUGUCGAAGGCUUCCAGAGUUUUGACCGAAGCUACUGGCAACGUGGUUGCUACUGCUAAGUCCUGCGCGGAGAUGGUGGAAGAUUCGGAGGCGAUGGAUUUCUCUAAGCUCACUUUGCAUCAAGCCAAGCGGUUGGAAAUGGAAUCUCAGGUACGAGUUCUGGAGCUAGAAAGUAAUCUCCAGAAAGAGCGUGUGCAAUUGGCGGAGCUUCGGAGACGUCACUACCACUUGGCAGGUGCAAGUGAAGGAUGGGAUGUCAGAGAGGAAAAUGGGACUGGCUGGAAGUCUUCAUCAAUAUCAUCGUCAUUGCAUAAAACAGCACAGGACAAGUUGUAGCCUGCAUCCCUGUACUGUUACGUCUGCCGCGACACUGUAGCUGCAAGCUCAAUAGGGUACACACAAGUGUUCUAGCCAGAGGGAGGUUUCUGUAGGUCAUGAUCUACAGGGACCCUCUAAUAUCUCACAGAGAGGAGUUUCUGGCAUUGCCGUUUAUGUACAGGGCCGCGCAUACUUCAGUAUCGGAAGUUGCUGACAUCAAAGCGUAAACACAUCUUUCAGUGCCUGGUGAGCCAUAAAACAAACUUAGGUAUGCACUGAAUGGGUCGAUUUUGAUAUUCAAGUGACAAACUAGGAUGUGAUUUGUGCAUGCUAGGAGAAAAAGAUGAUGAGGCAUAUUCUGGAAUAAUUUUAGCAAGUAAUAGUAUCUGCAUGGCCCUAUUUUUGAAAUUUAGUUUUCCCAAUAUUGCCUCUGUGUUGGAUCGAGCAGAGCACGAGAUCAUAGUACACUUCUGAACGACGUUCUGAAUGCAUCCACUUUUAGUUUAACGACAAGGGGCACCCUUUGAAGGAAUGUAAAUUCCUUUAGCUGACCAGGAAGUUCUGGUGGAGAAAUGAUGAUGCUUUCGAUAUACUUGCAGCUCUUCAUGGUUGCAUGCUAUUUUCACUAUGAAUAGCUGCAAAAAACAUAACUUUAGACUCGAGGGUUUGGAGAUCCGGUGGUUGCGGUUGCUACUGUGCAUGGAUAGGGCCUUGUGUUUUGUUACAACAGAUAUUGCCCCCCCCCCAAACUUUGCAUCAUCAUUAUAUAGUUCCGUUGUGUUACCUCAAAUGCGAGGUGCCUCUCUUUUUUUUUUUGCCUUCCACGCAAAACUCUGCUCUUUCAACCGAUAUCGCUCGAUUUCGCUCAUUUCUGAUUCCUGCAACAAAACCCACUUUUAAUCCUGAUUUUCAAAAAAGAUAAAACCCGAAAACAUGCGGCUCUAUGCAUGGAGGAGGUGGUCGAUUCCUGUUUGCCGGCAUGAAAGCCUGCCAGCUAGUGCACUGUGAGACGAUGGGAGCAAGUAGGUUCUAUGCGAAAUGCGAAUGAAAUUCAGGAAGCAAAUUUGGGUAUAACCAGCCCAUACACAUAUACAUACACACACAAACAAAAAUGAUGAAAGUGGAAGCCUUACGUAAUCAGUUCUCCCUUACUAACGAAGUAGUAUUAGAGACAGUGUUCGUUAAAGGCACCAUGAAGAGACCCUCAAAACCUCAGUAAUCAUAUGUAGUGAAUUCCUGGGCAUUAAUACAUUCAUCAUGCAGAGUAUGAACUAAGCAUUGCUUGGAAUAAUGGAGACAAUAACUAAAAACCAUGGCUAAAAAGGACGAUUGGUACGACCGCUAGAUUUUUCUUCUUUUUUUUUUGCGCGUGAACUGCUCUCGCUGUGAAUGCGAUACGAGAAAAAUCUGAUAUAUUUCGGAUAAAAAUCCUCCAUGAGAGCCUCCACCGAGAACUUGGAUUUUUCAGGAUCUCUCCAUAGUCCCUUUAGAGUGCUUGAGUCUUAGUAGCAUGGCUCUCCUUUGCACACUGCAGGUGUAGAUUUAUUCCCGCUGGAAUUUCUUUUAGUUCAGCAUGCAGCUCCGAGCAGCUGUCUCCUUAUGUCCUGUAAAUAGGGACCAGUUAGACUGGAUAAAGCUGUCUCAUUGGUGCUUCCAUUCUAUGUUUCUUGGGCUCCGUGCCGUUAAACUUCUUACAGUUCUUUCAUUCCAUGUUCUCUCGUUUCAUUCCUAAGGUGGUCCACAUGAAGAUAACAUUCUAGGUUAUGUCUGUUGGAUGAAUCUCAAUUUACAGUUUUCAAAAAUACCCUAUGUUAUAUACGUGACAGCUUUCUUCAAAAUUUUUACAAACUGUGUGACAAACAAUGUAAAGAGCUGCUGCAUGGCAGUCAGCUGCGUCGCUAUGUAGUACGUGUUUCUUCUUUGUUUUAUGCGUUACUGUUAUGUUACAUAACUAGAUACACAACCGACCAGUAAUGAAGCAUUAUUCCAAGCUCCCAGUGAUAUAUGGCACAAGCUUCAUAAUUAUUCAUGACCCUGCUUUUGGCAACGUUUGCAAUUCUAUGAUGCUUAAUUUUGAUAGUUUUUGGAAAAUAUCUUUUUUUUUAAACAUCAACAGCAGAAAAAUUGGGGAAUAAGUCCUGUAGUUUAGGUUAUGGUAAGUUCAGGCUUACUGUUUGCUGUAAUUCAGAAUAACAGAAUGCUGUUGCUGCUGGAUAUAUGGCAACAGUGGCCAUGUUCCCACUUGACAAAAGGUUUGAAAGCAACUCGGCUGCCAACACAAUUAAUUACACUUACAAGUAAAAGGAACACAAGCAUGUGUGGCGCUUGAGAGUGCACUAGCAGGACGUUUACGUGUUUCUUCAGCCCUCUGGUGUUUUCCCGUGAUGUCACACUCAGUCUGUGCGAUAACUUAUAAAACACGGGUGCAACAGUAAUGUCGUUGUUUUCGUUUUCCUGCUUUUUCAUUUUCACAUGCUGUGUGGUCUCUAAGCCUAGAUUACCUAUGCUGCAAUGCUCUGUUUUUUUGUUGUGUUACACAUUAUGCCCAUUCCUUUUCAAAGCAAGCAGUUUCACUUGCCAUUCAGUUCAGUUGUAAUAAUCUGGUUUAACCCACAAUGGCUACACCCAUUAUUUAAGAAUGUUAGUUUGUGGGAGGAAUCUAGCUUCGCAGUAAGAGACCUUAGUAGUGCAAGUGAAGCACUGGCAAUGCUUGGGUGCUACAAGGCGCAAAAUAUUUUUUGGGGGGUCUAGUGCACCUGUGAAGCUUUUGGUGCUAUAAUGUUAAAAGAUGUGUUGCAAGAAGUUCUGUACAUAUUGCAUUUUAAUUAGCAGAAAAUAUGAUUUCACCCAAAAAAAGGACACAUUUCGUACCUUUUGUCGCAAAAUGGUAUUCUCAGCACUACCUUCAUUUUGAUGAUGCCUAUUCAAAACCUGCUAAGUGAAAUAAUCUCCACAUGAGGAAAUUUAACAUUGGCUUUUAGUUAAAGAAUGGCAACUGGUAUUGUGAGGCUGCUUCCAUUUCACAUCUCAUUUUCUCAGCAACUGUACUGUGCCACAUGAUGAUGAUUCCACAGUCCAUUGUGUGCUCCUUACCAAAGAUGAUUGAAACACGAUGAGAAUUUGGUACAGCGGAUUUGAAAUGCAUAGCAGAUUCCAUCAACAUCAUUUUCGAAAACCUUUUGUUCACACACUUAAGGAAAGGGGUAUACUCUCAAUCCAAAUUAACCAGCAGAAUGUUAUAUUGCACCAUUGGGAAUUCAGAAAGCAUGCUCAGCAUGGCUGUCAGUGUAGGACCGCACUGCAUUAUGCUGUCAUUUUUUGGAUAUCUUUCGUAGUUUGACAUGUCGCUGAAAUACAUUGUGUCAGACGGAUUGGCUGCAUGAAGGCCAAGUUGGUAAAUCUAGUACCCACCUAGAAGAAUGUCUUAGACAUUUGAAAUUACUGACUGAGGCAUCAGGGAAUGCAGCAGUCUGCCGUGAAUCAGAAAUUACAAAAAUCACUCCCGCCAGUACUUAUUUUUUUCUCUAUGUUAUCGUUGUCAACAGAUAGCUGGUGGGACCGUCACUCGUAUUUCUCGUGUAGUGUUUGAUUGGCUCGUUAUUUAUGUUUGGCUACUGCAUCAAAUGCUGCUAUAAUUUAUGUAAUGCCUCUUCUGAGACUCUUCAGGUAACUAAAUGAAAAAAAACAAAAAACUUAUUGAAGGUGGGAGAUAGGCACUUCGCACAUAGUCACCCAGCUUCCGGAGAAAUACUCUGACGAGGCAGCGAGGAAGGUGGGAUUGUAAGGGUGGUACGCCUCCACUGGCAUUGUCACUUCGUCUGCACCUUUAGUAAGGUGUAAAUUUGUAUUGAAUGCAUUCAUGUAGCAAUAUACAUGACAUUAUACAUGGCAGGGAGGACCAAAAGUGAUGUCAACACCAGAUCCAGUAGCAAAGUACUACAAGAGAAAUAUGUUUCUGUGAAAUGUAACUUUUGCAGGAAUUAUUAUAAUGUAUUGCCGCUUAAGUAUCUGAGAAUGUAUUGAAGUGCAUGUAGCUGUACUUUUUGGCUGCAGAAGUUGCCGUAACUUUAUAUAUAGCAUAAACUGCCAAAGCAUGCCAAAGUUAGAAAGAGCCUAUAAUAAUACAUUACAGCUGAAUUCCAGAAUGGAACACUACUAGUGAAACUCGUCUGAAGUGGCGCCGAGGAUAUUUAAAAAAAUAUUUUCGAACAUUUGAUGUUUGAAAUUAUGAUGCUAUAAUUUAUUAUAAGCUCCUUUAAUCACUGUACACCCUGUAGUACCACUUGAGAAUGCUAUUGAUUUAAUUUAAGUGACAUUUUUAUUCUUGUAUUAUGCAUGUAACUGCUUCUUGCUCAGUAUCAGUGCUGACGACACUUGAAUGUGCAUAUACUAUACUAUAAGUUAGCUGACUGAGCGGUGACAAGAAGUCUACUGCUGUGUUCAGGAUGGUUUUUGCUGUACGGACAGCAAACUGCUUGACAUUGCACGAGAUAUUUAAUGCUAGCGUGUAUUACAAUUUUGUGGAACAACAUGUAUUGUGCAUUUCAAAGAAUAACACUACCUAGGACAUCGUAGAUAAAGUAUAUGCUGCCAUGUUAUCACAUAUCCGACUGCAAGUAUUGGAAGAGUGGACGUUCAAACCUGUCGCAAAAAUGUUGUUCCAAUUGGGUGCACAGAACUUUUUCUAACUGGUAUGCCUGCUCCAUACAGGAGAGCUGAAAGUUGAAGAGCAUAUUUUUCAUCCAGGAUACUUUGAUAACCUUUAUAAAAAAAAGAGUUAUGCCAUAGAAUUGUGAAUUUUUGUACUCUUUGAGCUGGAUUGUGGCUAGCACGGUUUGUUUUGCUUACAAACCACUGUGUCCGUAACACACCACCAUUGUUGUGCUGGUUUUGAAAUGUCGCUGUUACAAAGCAACUAAGUUGACACCAAAGUGGGAUAACAUGCAGCCGUUGAGAAGUACACACAUAGGAUAAGCAAGAACAUGAUACACCUUGAGACGUGAAAGUCGAGUGGUAGUUAUGUGAACACUAUCUCAGAGGGUGUGUGUAUGUACUAGAAGGUGCUGCAUGAAUGUUGAGUCAUGUUAAAUAUAUGUAUUUGUAUCAUCAUAUGCAAAGUUUAAAGUAGUUUGCACAUGUUACCUCAGGCCUUUGUACUGUGACAUAAUAAAGGCUUGUUAAUAAAAUUAGUCAAUACGGA